AUGUACCAAAUUGCAAUAAACUCAACAGAAGGUGGCACAUCACUGAAUAUUGUCAACAAAACAACAGGAGAGUACCUUGCAAUAGGUGGGUUUGAAGGCAUGCAGCGCUACAUGGGAAGAAAAAAGAUCAAACUUGCGAAAUUGCGGGUUAUUUGCAUAUGUAGCAAGUAUGAAAUUGUGCCUGCAAUAUCAGCAGUGCUGACAACAGCAAUGCACGAGGGGAAAAUCCAUACUAGGUACGUGUGUGCAGAAGACACAGAGAAAUUAAUUCAGGAAGUCGGAAUGGGCAUUGGAAAUUUAGAGUUCUUUGAUAAGUACGACAACAGCAGCAAAGACAGGUUCGCAGACCUGCAGAUGGAAGAGCUGCAUAAUGUUGCGUAUGUGACAGUUGCACUUCCAAAUAAAAAAGCAAGCUUUAGUGUUGAAAAGGCGUCAGAGAAAGGAAUAGUUGGUAAGGCUGAUAUUGCCAUGCUAAAUAAAACAGGAAAAAUAGUAAAGGAUGGCAUUGAGUAUUUGGUUGACCAGUUCCGGAACAAAGCAGUCUGCUAUCCUAAAAUAGCUGUUAUAACUAUCUUAUCCGACAAAUACGCUGUGGAUGUAAAGAGAAUCCAAACUCUUAUGGCAGACAGCAGCGGGAUAGAGAUAUUUAUAAGAGCAGCACCAGAGCUCUUUAGCAGUACAAAAGAGGAGCACAAAUUAUUAGCAGAGGUAGAAAGAGAAAUAAAAAAGAAAAUCGCAUCUGAAAUUACAGAUUGGGAAAAAGUAAACAUCAACUUGUAUAUCAUGAUGAGAAGUGAGACUGAGGCAGAGCCUGUAAAGAAGUUCUAUGAUAAAGUGUGCCCCGUGUACACGCCACUUAUCCGCCCACUGAUAUACACACCAAAAAACACAAAGUAUCUGCGCAAUAGCAAAGUGGUGAUUGAUCAAACACUUAUAGAGUAUGCAGGUGGUGAUGAAGUUCAGAUACACAAUGCAUGGAAGCGAGACAAAGACUCUAAAGAAAUAGAAGAUAAGCAGGAUAUAGUGCAGGCAGACUGCCAAACAGAAAUAGAGUCCACAUGCAGUGUGUUCCUAGGCACAGCAGCAGCAGUGCCAGGCGUCAUAAGAAACGUCUCUUCUGUGCUGGUCGCAUCCAUGCAGGAAAGCAUUCUUCUUGACUGCGGCGAAGACACCGGAACACAGCUGAACAAAAUAAGUGCACACUACAGAUAUAACUAUGCAGCCAUAAGCAUGAUUGUUCUGACCCACAGACACGCAGACCACAUUAUGGGAAUGUUCAGCGUCUUGCGCAGAUGUAAUGUGUCUGGAAAUACUGCUGUGCUGGUACUUGGCAACAAGUGUAUAGUCUCUGCUUUAAAGGAGUUUGGGAUCUCAGGAAUUUUUGUUCAAAACAGCGCGGAUCUUGAAGUAAGCAUACACAGAAAAGAAAGCAUUGAGUAUAUAGUGAUGACCAACCAGAAAGAGAGCGUAGUUAUUAGAAUUUCCCAAAAUAUUUAUAGACAUUGCAAAAGCAUCAACCCAUUAAACUACCGUUCACAUAAUGGUGUUAAAAGAUCUGUUUUAUCAGUCUUUGCAUCAAACGAGGCCUCCUUUGUCAAGUUUAUCAACUUGCCUGUUAAGAUUGACCCUAGUCUUGCAUGCGCGCCUAGCGAAAGCAGCAUAUACAAAGUAAGUAUGUGCAGUGCCUUGCAUAUACAUGAAAGCUACAGUGUUUUAGUCAAAGAAACUGCAGGCAGCGCAGAAUACACAGUCGCCUACUCUGGAGACACAAAGCCAAAUGAGAAAUUCUCGGAUCUCUCCCAACACGCGGACUUAAUGAUACACGAAGGAACCUUUGAAGAAAAUGAGCUAGUACAAGCGCGAAUGACACAGCAUUCAACGAUUUCUCAGGCCAUGGCUAUAUUCCAAAGCUCCAGAGCACAGACAUUAUUUAUCACGCACAUCAGCCAAAGAUACAAAACAGUAACUAUUCCAGAUGGCGCAUACUUAGCUAUGGAUUAUUUAGUGCACAUUCCAGGCACCAAUUACAAGCAAAAUGCCUUAUAUCAAGCACUAAAGGAGUGGGCAGAAGACAAAGAAUAG
Nematocida ausubeli is the source of this 2082-nucleotide messenger RNA. RefSeq lists its product as uncharacterized. The transcript has a single exon. Gene Ontology annotation, molecular function: 3'-tRNA processing endoribonuclease activity. Bases 1 to 2082 code for a protein of 693 amino acids. Gene Ontology annotation, cellular component: mitochondrion. The record is from RefSeq and is a predicted model, not a curated record. Gene Ontology annotation, biological process: mitochondrial tRNA 3'-end processing. NCBI's taxonomy places the organism in Eukaryota, Fungi, Microsporidia.